Molecule: messenger RNA, 2412 nt
Organism: Sodiomyces alkalinus F11
Lineage: Eukaryota; Fungi; Ascomycota; Sordariomycetes; Glomerellales; Plectosphaerellaceae
Exons: 4
Coding region: 324-2225 (633 amino acids)
Source: RefSeq, a predicted model, not a curated record
CUUGCCUUCUCUAUCCGUAGGGUAAGGUAGUUUAUAAGUUUAUAUCGUUUCUCCAACUAAGAGAUAAACACAGCAGAAUUGUCACCAGGCAGCACUAUACUUUCCGGGCUAUAAGACGUACCAAAAUCCUUCCUACUGUUGCUUUCAUGUGACUUUCCUUUGCAAACAAUCUAGUCAAGUCCUUCUCUGUCUUGCAACCCCCUUUCAACUCGCUCUUUCCCUCGAGUACCUUUGUCUUACGAAGCUGGGGCCUUUCAUCAUUGAGCGUAUGGUAUGGUACGACAAUAUACCCAAUAUCAAUCCAGCAAGCACAAGUCAAGAUCAUGGAUAAUACGGGGGAGGCUGAGAAGGCUGAUGCUCCUUCGUCUCUGAAGCGCAUUCCAAAGCCAAUCAAGAAGAAAAAGUCAUUCCUCCAAGCUGUGACACAGAAUUGGUUCGACGUACGAGGGCGAGGCAAGUCUCCCGAGCUAAACCCAAUCCCCAGACUCGGUUUGCAAAAUGUUCCUCCCUGGGAUCGGGUCAUCGAUGUCGUAUACCACCAACACCGUCGCGGCCAAGUGGGCGGCCCCGACAACGACGACCUCUUCCAGCUCUGUCUCCCAUCGUUUCUGGCCCGGUUCCAGAGAGGCGAGGAGACAUACCCCAGGAUAGGCUACAUGGGACUGCCUGACAGGGUGCGAUUUCUGGUGUGUAAGCACCUGGUGGCCAUCCAUGCCAGCGAGAACACCAAGCCCAUCUGCCUGACGAGCCGGCCAACAUGGGUGGACGUAUGGGAGUCCGAGAACUUCAGCUCUCUGCAAGACCUGCUGCGGGCUUUGAAUCCCUUCAUGCGUGUCUCCUUUGGCUGCUUCGCUGAUACGAUGCUGGCCAUCCUCAUGACCCAGCGUUUCCACAUCAUCUACACGCCUUUUGUCAACCAUUACUUCAACCCGCUUGUUUUCCCCUGGUACCGUAAGUACGGCCGGUACAUGCGCAACAUGGUCCUCGAAAUCGAUCUCACGCGCUUGGGGUUCGGGCCUAGCCGCCAGGCCCUUAAGCUCAUCUCCGGCACCGUCAACAUCGACGUCCUGCUUCGAAUGUUCGUUGAGGUGCAGCUGGACCGACCGGCUGGCACCAUUAGCAGCCUCGUGAUUCUGUGCCGCCGCUUUUACGGCUGCAGACCUCAAUCCCAGUUGUGUGAGACCAAGAACAAAGCUGAGCCCGAAACCGAGCUCAAGGUCCCAUACUGCCCAGAUAGUGCUCUGCGGGUCUGUGACCCCAUCAUGCAGCUCCGUGGCCUGGUCGAAUCGAUCCGCAUCUGUGGCUUCAGCGAGGCAUACACAAAGACGCUCAUCCAGGGACUCUUUACAUUACCUGAGGACCGAGACAUGCUGAAGCAUCACACGUACCGAAUUGCCCCUUCGACACUGUGGCCUCGGAUCCCCGGUCAAAGUUCGCUCAUCGACUGCAGCCAGGGGCAAAUCGCGCUGGAUGACCACAACCGACCCGUCCCAGAGGAUUGGGACGACUGGAGUCAAGGGGCCGUCCUACCACCAGCGCCUUACGUGACCACCACAGGAGAGACAUUCGUGGCCAGGCCCAGAGCCUCUGCUUCGACUUCGAGCAGCGAAACCCGGAAGGGAAGCCCGCGUUGUUCCACGACGACGAUGGUGCGGCAGAGUACUCGCAAGACGUCGACUACGACGAGUGCGGAGAAUAGAGACAACGUUAAAAGUAGACUCGGCGCACUGAAGGAAAAGUUCACACGCAAGAGACUUGCGAAGGGGAAGAAGACGGCAACGGGACAUACGACAUGGUUGGAGAAGGAGGAGGAGCCCUGCACCAAAACCAAGGUAUCCGUGUGGGAUUCCUCCGAUGCGGAGUCCCAUACCACAUUCGGGGGCAACGAAAAGACGUCUCGGCAUACGUUUGGGCGAGACCAGUCCAGACCGAACCUGGAGGCGGAGGAACCGGCCGAGACGAAGGCCAAAAGAGAAACCGGACUAAAGCCCAAGAGAUCCAGGACUGAACUAACCGAGAAAAAACCAAAGGUGGCGUUGAGGAACGUGGCUUCUAUGAAGGAGCUGAGACGAGGGGAGUCAAAAGCCGACCUCAGAAGAAAACAAUCUCGGCUGGAGCUCGGCCAGAGGCAACCGAGAUUCACAUUACGAGGAAUUGUAUCCCGGCUGGAUCUUAGAAGUUCGACGCGACGAAAGUCGGACGAGGUGCGAGGGGAUGGAAAAUGAGGAAGCGAAUCUCGAGGACAUGCUGGAGUUGCCUCCCGUUGCCUCGGGUUGAAGGUGGAAAGGUCCAGCUGUGUCUAGGAGCUUCAGGAAGUCGCUGGAGGAGAUGAUGAGUAAUUCAGGAGCCGUACCAUCUUGCCCCACAUUUUGUAGCUUCAGAUCACAGUAUAAAAGGUACAGUGAACGCGCA